AUGGUAGCUUUUGUGGACUCUUCUCGGCCAAGAGACCUCAUCUUUAUCCUGAUUUUCCAGAUGUCCAUAUGGGGCUCAGAUUCAUUCUUGGUGAUUGGCCCCUCUGAGCCCAUUGUGGCCAUACUGGGUGCAGACACAGUGCUGCCCUGUCGUGUGUCUCCAGCCAUGAGUGUGGAGAACAUGGAGCUGCGGUGGUUCCGCUCCCAGUUCAAUGAGGCUGUGUACGUGUACCAGAAUGGAAUGGAACAGACAGAAGAACAGGUAGUAGAUUUCAAAGGGAGGACAGAGCUGGUGAAAGAUUUCAUCACUGAGGGAAGAGUAGCUGUGCGAAUUCGAAGUCUCCGGGUCUCAGACAAUGGAAUGUACACUUGUUUUUUCAAAAGGGGUAGUGAUUUUGAAGAAGCUAUUUUGGAGCUGAAAGUAAUAGGUCUGGGUUCUGGUCCAUAUGUUUCCAUGGUGGGUCCAGAAGAUGGUGGAAUAAGGUUGGCAUGCAAAGGCAAGGGAUGGUUCCCCCAGCCUGAGAUACAGUGGAAGGACUCAAGGGGAGAGAAGAUAGCAUCUCUCUCUGAAGCUGAAACCCAAGACAAUGAUGGAUUGUUUCAGGUAGAAGCAUCCCUCAUUGUCAGAGACAGUUCGAAGAGGGAUAUAUCCUGCUUCCUGAAAAAUCCUUUCUUUGGACAAGAGAAGGUAGAAACUAUUUCCAUCCCAGAGCCCUUCUUCCCUAGGACUUCUCCUCUGAAGGUACCACUUGUUGUAGUUUGCUUGGUCCUUGCAACUUCUCUGGGAGCUAAUGUAUUCUUGGCCUGGAAAAAUCAACAAGAAAGGAAGAAAGCACAAAAAUUCAAAAAAGAAAAAGAGAGCGAAAUACAAGAUAAAGAAUCUCUCAAGAAAGAUCUGGACUCAAGGAAGAAAUUAUAUCAACAAGACUGGAGAAAAGCACAGUUAUAUGCUGACUGGAGAAAGGAACAGUUCACAGAAGUGACUGUUACUCUGGAUCCAGACACAUCUCAUCCCAACCUCAACUUAUCUGAAAGUAAGAAGCACGUGUCAAUAAAAAGUGGUCCUCAGAGUCUUGGUAACUCAACAAGUCAAGACCAAGGGGAUUAUGAAAACAUUCCCACUGUUCUGGGACAGAACUGUUUUAAUGAAGGGAAAUAUUACUGGGAAGUAAAAAUAAAUAUGGGGGAAGCAGCUGGACCUGUAACUAAAUGGGCCUUGGGCAUUUGCUCAGAAAUGGCAAAGAGAGUGGGGUGGUUUGUAGAAUGUCCAGAGAAACUUUUCUGGGCGGUGGAAUAUAAGGGAGGAGAAAUAAGGGCUCUUACCGCCCAACAAGAGUCUCUGUCACUGAGACAGUUGCCCCACAGGAUAGGAAUUUUCCUGGACUGGGAUGGUGGGGACUUGUCCUUCUACAACAUGGUUGAUGGGUCCCAUAUCUAUUCUUUUACUGGAAUCAUACUUUGUGGAAAACUCCGUCCUUAUUUUAGGCUUCAGGGUGCUGGCACAUCUUUGACCUGCUUAACUUCAGAUGAUGAUGAUAAAACCCAUCCUGACUGUUCUCUAAAGACCUCUGUAACUCAUUUCAGGAGUUAUGAUAUGGGUGUCUCUCAAGAAACUAGCACAUUAUUACCUCCCAAAACUCCAAGUGCCAGCAUCUCUGCUUCUGCCUAA
Messenger RNA from Erinaceus europaeus (western European hedgehog), 1668 nucleotides. RefSeq names its product butyrophilin subfamily 1 member A1-like. Bases 1 to 1668 code for a protein of 555 amino acids. Gene Ontology annotation, biological process: regulation of cytokine production; T cell receptor signaling pathway. NCBI's taxonomy places the organism in Eukaryota, Metazoa, Chordata, Mammalia, Eulipotyphla, Erinaceidae. Gene Ontology annotation, molecular function: signaling receptor binding. Gene Ontology annotation, cellular component: external side of plasma membrane. The transcript is spliced from 9 exons. The record is from RefSeq and is a predicted model, not a curated record.